ACUCGUAGAAUCUGACCUCCAGCUGUGAGUCUGAGCAGCACUUUAGUUGGUUUAAAAUCAGACUUUUCACAUUUACACCGCACGUUAAAGGUUGAAUACUUGGUUGUACUACUACUGUGAGUACUUUAUAUCCUAUUACUGGUUCUUCUACAUGUGUACUUACUGCUGCAGCUCCCCGUGCGGCCUGUUGGCGGCAGCAGCUUCCCGCCUCUGCCACAGUUCGAGCAGCAGAAGAAGAAUCAGACCGGAAACUAAACAGAGCGGCAGAGCAGCGCGCGGCGGAACAACACUUUAGUCAGCAAGGAAACUAAACAACAACAACAAACAGCUGCAGGCUCAUGGACCCUCCACCUGAACCCCUCACCUGGUUACCGCUGGUUACAGCAUGGAGCGCUCUGAUUGGACAGAUACUUCACUGACUGAACCUCGGCCAGAUCUCCAGUCAGGAUGUCAGACUCCUCAGAAGAAGAUGACCCCAGGAAGGCGGAGCCUACCAGCAGGAUGUGGGCGGAGUCACAGCCAGGUCCAUCCAGGUGUCAGCCCAGCAGACAGGGUUACUGUGGAUACUGCAGAGUCCUGUACAGUAACCUGGACCAGCACCUGUCCAGCCUCAAACACCUGGAUUCAGUCCGGUCGUCCUCCAGAGGCUCCAGCACCGUCUCCUCAGCCAGCAGCAGAACCAAACUAACCCUGCUGGAGCGCUUCCUGCAGGACGUCAUGCAGCACCACCCGCACCGCUACAACGACCCCAGGCCGUCCCACGCUGACCUCCCGUCAGUCUCUGCCCCUCCGUUGCCGAGGGCGGAGCUUGAUGAACUCCGUUUCUCUGAUGACGACAGUCGGUCUCGAGGCACCCGGGAACACCUGCCCAGCUCUGAUGAUGCUUCCUGUCAGGGAGCCAAUCAGCAGCCAGAUGACGGCACCUGCAGCCAGUCAGGAGAGAGGGCGGACCAGAAGAGACUGUCGGCACCAAUCACAGAGCAGGAAGAAGGAGGGAAACGCUUACUACAAGCACCACCCCCAUGCUCACAAACUCCACCCCCACAGAGUCAGACUCCACCUCCACAGAGUAAGGCUCCGCCCUCUGUCCACAGGAAGGCCCACAGGAAGACCAACAGGAGGAAAACCAGCGACUCUUCGGCCUCCUCACAGCCUCACAGGGGUCCAGGUCCCGACCAGAACCCGAGGCUCCAGACCUCCUCAGACCUGAGACCACAGACCUCCUCAGACCGGAGACUACAGACCUCCUCAGACCCGAGACCACAGACCUCCUCAGACCGGAGACUACAGACCUCCUCAGACCGGAGACUACAGACCUCCUCAGACCGGAGACUACAGACCUCCUCAGACCGGAGACCACAGACCUCCUCAGACCCGAGACCACAGACCUCCUCAGACCGGAGACUACAGACCUCCUCAGACCCGAGACCACAGACCUCCUCAGACCCGAGACCACAGACCUCCUCAGACCGGAGACUACAGACCUCCUCAGACCCGAGACCACAGACCUCCUCAGACCGGAGACUACAGACCUCCUCAGACCCGAGACCACAGACCUCCUCAGACCGGAGACUACAGACCUCCUCAGACCGGAGACCACAGACCUCCUCAGACCCGAGACCACAGACCCACUUAGACCCGAGGCUCCAGACCCCCUCAGACCCGAGACCACAGACCCACUUAGACCCGAGGCUCCAGACCCCCUCAGACCCGAGGCUCCAGACCCCCUCAGACCCGAGGCUCCAGACCCCCUCAGACCCGAGGCUCCAGACCCCCUCAGACCCGAGGCUCCAGACCCCCUCAGACCCGAGGCACCAGACCCACUUAGACCCGAGGCACCAGACCUCCUCAGACCCGAGGCACCAGACCCCCUCAGACCCGAGACCACAGACCCACUUAGACCCGAGGCACCAGACCUCCUCAGACCCGAGGCCAUGGCUGAGCUGGCAGAAGCAGAGGAGGGAGGCUCAGAAGGAGGAGGCGUUCUCCUCGGACCACAGCGACCUCCUGGACCAGACCAUCGAGGAGGUGAUCCAGGUGUUCUGCCACGGUGUCGGUUCCACUCCCUGCCAGCAGGAGGAGACGGAGAGCUUCCAUCUCAGCCUUCCUGUCUCCAUGGAAACACACAGCGACGACUGGGACUCACCUGUGCAGCAGGUGGCUUUCCAACGAGGUCACACACCUGCUGACACACCUGUCCAGGUGGGUCACACCGGGGGGCAGGAGCUGAGCCGUCUCAUGGAUGUCCAGGUAGACCUGAAGGACCAGGUGUACUCGUACCAGCUGGACUCCGCCCUUCACAGCGACGGCCGACCUUGGGGCGGGCCCAGGCUGGACCAGGGGUUCUGGGGUCUUCCCAUCGAGGAGGUGCUGCCGGCCCCGGAGCGCAUCCCAGAGUCCUUCAGGGGGAAGAGCUGGGCCCAGAUCGAGCAGGAGGACGAGGAGAAGGUGGACAGGCUGGUCCGACAGUUCAGACGAGGACGCUUCCUCUGCUACUUCGACUCUGAGUCGCUGGCCAGGUAUGGCAGGAGGGACAAGAAGAAGGGGCGUGGUCAGUAUAAAGAGACAGAGCAGCACUCAGGUGUGCUGCCGCUGUUGGAGCAGGACAGUGAGUCUGUGUACGUGAGGAGGAGGAGGCGGGGCCGGAGGUGGAGCUGCAGGCUGGCGUCCAGGUGUCAGGUGGUUAAGGUUAGCCACAGCACUCAGACCGUUCGAUUGGUCGUCCCGGCUGUCCAUCAGACUGCAGAGGCCCCGCCCAGCAGCAUCCCUGCAACCAAUCAGGAUGCAGCAGAGAGGACACCUGAGGCACAGACGUGGCGCUGCCUCCCUCCGUCGUACCACAACAUCAUCACACCUGUGCAGCCACGCACCUCCCUGGUCUACCUGCUCUGUUCCCCCUCAGGCCCCACCCCUUCCUGCACACCUGCCCCAGGCUCUGCCCCCAAACGCUGCAGGAAGAAGAGGCGUCCGCUGGACCAGCAGGGCUUAAAGGUGAAAUACAAGCAGCUCCCAGUGCGGUUCUACGAGCCCGGAACCAACCGCAUCCUGAAGAACCCGCCCAAAGGCAUCACCGCGCCGAGGCUCCGCCCCCACUGCCCCCCACCGCCCUGCGUCCGCCAGCUGUUCCGGAGUCUCAGUCCGGACCUGAAUACUGACAGGCCAGCAGGGGAGGGGUCCUCCAGGGUCAAAGGUCACGGCAACGGCAGCGGCUUCCUCCUGGGCACGCUCAGUAGGGACUCAUCUCAGACCGAUAUGGUCAGGAGGCGGGGCAGGACACCUCAAGCCCUGCCCCCGUCCCUCGACAGCAGGUCUGAACGGGGGAGGGGCGGCAGGAGGACACGCCCCCCGACCUCCAAGAGACGAACCAGGGCUCAAGCCAUGCCCCCACAGCCCAGGAGAGAGGGGCUACGCAGGGCAGGGCCCGCCCCCCUUUCCUCCAUCCCCCCCUCAUCCCGCAGGGGGAGGGGCCGGAGGGGGCGCAGGUAGCAGGACACCUGUCCAGGUAACAGCCUCCUUCAUAAACAUGAACGGUCUGCUGGUCAAUAACCCUGAUCGGUCUGAUUGAUCGGUUUAUCAAUGAGGCUGCUGGACUUCAUGUUGGAAACUACAACAUCUGAAGUUUACAUCAGAGCUGUCAGAAAACUGAUUCAUUAUUUUUAUAAAAUCUGAUUUUUAAAACUCAACGGUUCAGGUUCCAUUCGGCAGAAAAGACACAUUUUAAAACCUGAAUAAUAAUUUCAGAUAAAUUUAACCGAAUGUUCAAACUUUUCAGGUCAUUUUCUACAAAGUUUCUGUUAUUUUGAUCAGAGGACCCAGGAUAGAACCCUGUGGAAUCCUAGAUCCACGUAGAAGCAUGACGAUGUUAGAGAGUCCUGACCUCAGACCACAGGAGUCAAACUUAUCUCAGCCCAGUCUGAUCUUCAGUAAAACCAGUAAAACCACAGCAGAAGAACCUGGAAACAACCACAACUCCUCAUGGUUCCUAAUGUUCAUGUUUAUGGAAUUAUCUUUGUACUAAACAUCAUGAACAACCUGAAAUUUAUCAAGAAAAAUAAAUUCAGUUUCAUGAACAUUCAUCCUCAGUUCAUCAUUUCCACAUCACAACUUCCAGAUCACAGCCUGUCGACAAAGGAACACAACAUUUAGUCACCUGGACCUGAACCAUGGAGGGUUUACUGGAGGAUCACAACCACAAAAAAGACAAAAAUAAGACAAAAACGAGGAACAAAACGACAAAAAAAUAGACAAACGACAUGAAACAAAAACAAAUAAUUAGAUGAAAAAGCUUCAAAGCGACAAAAAUAUGAUGGAAGCAAAAACAAAACGGCAAAACAGUAGACAAAAAAUAAGUGAGACGAAAAACCCACAAAAUGACAAAAGUGAGAAACAAAAUGAGACAAAAAAGUUGCAGUGACAUAACUCCACAAAACGACAAACAUGAGAUAAAGUCAGACAAAAAACAACACAAGACAAAAUAUGACACAAAAGAACAAAGAACAAUCUAGUAUUUUACCUUCUGAUCCAAACAACUUGUCAUGAUCUAGAAACUAUUUUAAAUUCAUAGUUUUACUGAUUUACAAUCUGCAGUUAAUGUCUUCUCUGUGAUUUUGACUCUUUGAGGACCGGAUUGGACCCUCUGGAGGACCACUUUUGGACCACGGGCCUCAUGUUUGACCCCCCUGGUCUAAAUGGUCCAGGUUCCUUCUUCCAUGGUCUCCAGUGGUUGUGACCAAGCAGCUGAUGAAGGUUCCUCUGUUUCAUCAGAAACACGUGUAGAGAUCCAGUGAUUGGUUGUGGUCCUCCUGAAUGUCAUGAAGUUGAGGUUCUCCGUUAGAGGAGAUAAAGGUGGACCCUCCUCUAAGGACCUGGAACAGUCUGAACAUCUUCAGCGUUUCAUUCCACAUCAGUCUCAUCAAACAGACGAUAUUUGUUAUCUUCUACAUUUUAUCACUCGUCAUGAAAGUGGAAUGAAAUCACAGGAAUCAGUGUUUUAAAUGUCGACCUGUAGCUGCUGCUGCUGAUGAUGGUGGUGGUGGUGGUGAUGAUGAUGAUUACGAUGAUGAAUGGCAGCUGGACGUUUCUAUGGAAACCCACCUGGUUGUGCAGGUGCCUGUUUUAUAACUUUAUUUAAACGCUCAAUAAACAAUUUUAUAACCUGAA
Messenger RNA from Acanthochromis polyacanthus (spiny chromis), 5160 nucleotides. RefSeq names its product zinc finger, DBF-type containing 2 (gene zdbf2). The record is from RefSeq and is a predicted model, not a curated record. Lineage: Eukaryota; Metazoa; Chordata; Actinopteri; Pomacentridae. Gene Ontology annotation, molecular function: zinc ion binding; nucleic acid binding.